AUGUCCAAAAAGCUAUCGAAUGAAGAAAUAGCUCGAGAACUAGAUGAAUACUUUGCUAAUUCUGAAUCUGAAGAUGAAUUAUACGAUUUUGAUCUAGCUAAUGAUGAUUCUGAUCCUAGUUUUUAUCAAUCGAGACCAGUUGAUAAUAAUUUUAUUUUGAUAAAUUCUAAUACAAAUUCACAGUCAAAUGCUAAUGGUGUAUAUAAUUCUAAUCAAGUGCAAUAUAACACACCUACUGAGAUUAGCCAACACGAUUUACAAGCCUCUGGUCUAUUACAUGAUGACCAAUAUUUAUUCAAAGAUGUUGAUAUUGAUGAAGCUCUGGAAAAUUUUGAAACUGAUUUCCAAGACUAUUUUUCACAGAAUGAGUCUUUUCAGUCUCCUUCUUCAAGUAUUACACAACAGUCAAGAGCAUCUUCAGAUAGUGGUGUUCAAUGUGAAGAGUUUGAUUUAAAUGAAGCCUCACCUGUUAUAGAUUAUUUUGAAGCAUUUAUUACAUAUGAUUUGAUUGGAAAAAUUGUUUUUGAGACUAACAGGUACGCUCAGGAGCAACCGAUUAUUUCAGAACAUUCAAGAAUGGUUUAUUGGAAAGAUACAAGUAUGGAAGAAUUAUACAUAUUUUUAGGAGUCACUAUUUUAAUGGCUAGGAACAAAAAUCAACAAAUCAAAGGAGAUAGGCUCUACAAAAUUAAAAUGGUUUUGACUGAAGUAAGAAAGAAUUUCAAAGAUGCUAUGAUUCCUUUUUCAAAUCUGGCCAUUGAUGAGAGCUUAAUUUUGUGGAAAGGGCGUCUGUCAUUUAAACAAUAUAUCAAAAGUAAAAGACAUAGAUUUGGUAUCAAGCUUUAUGUAAUGUGUGACUGUGAGACUGAUUUUAUUCUGAACUUUAUUGUGUAUACAGGAGCUACUGUAUACAAAGAUCCAUUAGAAGACAUACUUGGUAAAUCUGGUGUUAUCGUAAAAGAUCUAAUGAAGCCAUAUUUAAACAAAGGUUAUUCAUUAUUCACAGAUAAUUUUUAUACCUCACCACAAUUAUCUAUGUAUUUACAUAAAAGAAAAACAAACACAUGUGGUACUGUUAGAAAAAAUCGUAAACUGAUGCCAUCUAUUGAAGGUAAGCUAAAAUUAGGUGAACGAGAAGCUCGGUGCACUGACAAACUUUUAGCGAUUCAUUGGAAGGACCGUCGUGACGUAUACAUGUUAACAUCUAUGAAUACAAAUGAAAUGGUAGACACAAAAAAUAUAGAUAGGAAAACAGGAAAAAAAUAUCUUAAGCCACAAUAUUGUGUAGUUAGUUACAACAAAAAUAUGGGUGCAAUAGACAAGACAGAUAUGUUAUUGAGUUCUACCGAAUGUGUUAGGCGUACAUUGAAAUGGUACAAAAAACUAUUUUUUCAUAUUAUUGAUAUGAGUAUGCUAAAUGCAUAUUCAGCCUAUAAAACAGUUACAGGUAAGCAUAUUUCAUUAGCUGACUUUCAGCUAACUUUGAUUAAUGAAAUAUUACAAAAAUACAAAUCCAGUGUGAAAACAACUCCAAGUAAAGGUAAAAAAAUAAUUAGUACAGACAGCCGUUUAAGUGAAAGACAUUUUCCAGAUUUAAUACCACAAACAUCAAGUAAAAAACAAAGGAGAAAAUGCUUUGUUUGCAGCCACAAGACUGAGGGGAAAAAAAGAACAGAUACAUUAUAUCAAUGCAAUGAGUGCAAUUUUUAUAUUCGUGAUCAAAUAUUGGUAUUAAAUGUUUGUGUUUAUAAAGAUCAAUCAGAACAGAGAAAUUAUAAAUAA
Molecule: messenger RNA, 1782 nt
Organism: Acyrthosiphon pisum (pea aphid)
Lineage: Eukaryota; Metazoa; Arthropoda; Insecta; Hemiptera; Aphididae
Product: piggyBac transposable element-derived protein 4-like
Exons: 7
Coding region: 1-1782 (593 amino acids)
Source: RefSeq, a predicted model, not a curated record